AUGGGCGAAGGCUGUUCAGAGAGAAGAGGAAUAACAUGGAGCUUCUCAUGUCAACUCGAGGAUUUGGAUUAUGCGGAUGAUAUUUGUCUACUCUUGCACCAGAUGUCCAAAAUUCCAGCAAAAGUAGAAGAUUUGGAAAGAUUAGCACGAAAUGUUGGACUUGAGAUAAAUAUCAAGAAAACCAAAGCUAUGAGAAUCAACAACAUUAGCACCGAUAAUAUCAAGCUACAAGGCCAACCAUUUCAAUACUUAGAAAGCUUCUGUUAUCUAGGCAGUACAGUAUCAACGAAUGGCGGCGCUGAAAUAGACGUAAAUAACAGGCUCAAUAAAGGGAGAACGGCAUACGGAACUACGGACUACAUGCAGUAUGGAGAAACUCACAAAUAUCCAGACGAACCAGGCUUAGAAUAUUCAACGCAUGUGUAA
Calliphora vicina (urban bluebottle blowfly) is the source of this 426-nucleotide messenger RNA. RefSeq lists its product as uncharacterized. The record is from RefSeq and is a predicted model, not a curated record. The coding region runs from base 1 to 426 and encodes 141 amino acids. Lineage: Eukaryota; Metazoa; Arthropoda; Insecta; Diptera; Calliphoridae. The transcript has a single exon.